AUGUCGUGCCAGUGUUGCUGCGGGUCUUGCGUGGAGACCGGAUCGGUCGGUGUCAUUCAGAAGUUCGGAGAGUUUCAAGGACUGCAAGAGCCUGGAUGCACUUGCGUUUGCUUCCCCUUUGUCACCGUCACGGGGUGCUCUUUGGCGGUGAACCAAUCACAAUGCCGAUCAGACUGCAAGACCAAGGACAAUGUGACAGUCACCGUGGUCACUGCUGUUCAGUACCGUAUCCAGAAAGAUAUGGUGAAGGUGGCCGUCUUCGACAUCGCCAGUCCCCAAGCGCAGAUUGCGGCUGAGGUGGACAGCGUCUUGCGGUCGACGUUGCCCACUAUGACCUUGGAUGAAUCCUAUGCAGCCAAGGAGAAGAUGGUGGAAGAGAUCCUACCCUCAGUGAGGGAAGCGAUGGGAAGGUACGGCUACGACAUCCUCAACGUCCUCAUCACCGACAUCCAACCUGAGCGUUCGGUCCUGGACGCCAUGAAUGAGAUCAAUGCCUCCCGCAGACAGCGGGAGGCCGCCUUUGAGAAGGGCGAGGCCGACAAGCUCCUGAAGAUCAAGGCCUCGGAGGCGGACGCUGAAGCCAAGCGCUUGGCCGGUGUCGGUUGGUUGCAACAACUUCCGCCAUGGACCAAGCUGAGCAUCUUCCUGCUAUGCCAGGGCCUGGUCCCUGCCCUGACAGAGUCCAACCAAGGAAUGGCGAAUAUGCGCGCCGCCAUGGCGCAGGGCUUCCAGGAUUCCAUGAAAUUCAUGAAGGAGAGUGGCAUGUCAGAGAAGGAAGCCAUGCACAUGAUGAUCAUGACACAGUAUUUGGACACCUUGAAAGAAUUUGCCUCUUUGUUUGCAAAUGAGCGCGAUCGGUUUAUCGGACACUUUUCUGAUCGGCCAGCGGUGGUGUCACAUGAGGCAUCCAGUCAUGGCUCCAUCGUGGUGCCACAUGGCCCAUCAGCAGUGAAGGACUUGGAGCAUCAGAUUCGCGAGGGGUUCCUGCAGCUCGAAGUGACCAUAGGGAGAGACGAGCAUGGGAUGGGCAACAUCGGGAUUCGUUUGGAGCCAGGUUUCCAUGAGUUGGUGCAGCGUCGCAGCGCCAAGCCCUACACAAUCUCAGAGCUGUGUUUGCCAGAUGCCGUCCCUUGGAUGUUUGCCAGUGUCGUGUAUGCAAGGAAGGGUGAUGCCAAGGAUUGUGAGGAAAGCAACUUGAGUCCCGUUGAGGAACUCACCUCGACAGUCAUUGCAGCCUUGAGGGAGGCCCUUGGCGGUGAGAAGGUGAACGAAGGCACCAACCUCACGGCGGACUCCUUCUACUCGUCGCAGGGCCGUGCUGAUUCCGCCUUCAACGAUGAGAACAGCCAGCUGAUUGGAGAGGUCUUGGACAGGUACCCCAAAGCAAUCACCAUGGAGAUGGAGACCUUCCAACUUUUUCAUUUGGCUCGCAGCUGCUUGCCGAAAGGCACCAUGCGUGCGGCCGCCUGCGUGGUGAAUGUGGCCAAUCGCCCCACCGGCGAGGUGGUCGGCGAGGAAGCCCUGCGCCUCGCUGAGAGCGAGGGCGGCAAGGCAUUGAUGAAGGCGGAACAUCGGGUGUGGCCUGAUUCAUUCAUUCGUUAUUGGAACCCAAAAUCACCUGUUGCUUUGUCUCUUUUUGUUGUGAUUUUUAAAGGACUUUUUUAG
This is a messenger RNA of Durusdinium trenchii, 1665 nucleotides long. The record is from the annotation of a GenBank genome assembly. NCBI's taxonomy places the organism in Eukaryota, Dinophyceae, Suessiales, Symbiodiniaceae.